Molecule: messenger RNA, 2822 nt
Organism: Chaetomium strumarium
Lineage: Eukaryota; Fungi; Ascomycota; Sordariomycetes; Sordariales; Chaetomiaceae
Exons: 4
Coding region: 158-2590 (810 amino acids)
Biological process (GO): SCF-dependent proteasomal ubiquitin-dependent protein catabolic process
Cellular component (GO): SCF ubiquitin ligase complex
Molecular function (GO): protein binding
Source: RefSeq, a predicted model, not a curated record
AACAAAGGCCCUUCCCGGCUUGAACCAUUAUUAACGGGGUUGGCCAACAGCCCUCUCCACAUUAUCCGCCCUUCGAUCGCCCUACCUCCUAUCAUCCCAAAACUUUCACCGCAACAUCGCGGCAGCGCUCCGGAGAUAAGCAAAGAAAGCAGCGCCCAUGAGCCAACGAGUCGACGCCGGGAUGGUCGCCGACGACCGGGGCGCGCGCGGCGUGCUCAACGAUGCUGAACCAGAGACCGAGACGGCCCAGCAGCCGCAGGAAGAAUCGCGGUCGACCUCGUCUUCAACGUCGCCCGUCCCUCCUGACAACGAAGAGUCCGACUUUUUUCUCGCUGCAGACGACUCUCAGUCCUCUCUCGGCAUGCCCAACCUUCAGGAUAUGCACGUGUCCGACGACGAGUGCAUCCAGCCCAUCGACCGCCUGCCGAACGAGCUACUGAUCGCCAUCUUCGCGAGGCUCAAUACGCCGUCGGAUCUUCUCAACGUGAUGUUGGUCUGCAAGCGCUGGUCACGCAAUGCCGUCGACCUCCUCUGGCACCGCCCAUCUUGCACAACAUGGAAGAAACACGAAUCCAUCUGCAGGACGCUCGCCCUCGAGAAUCCUUACUUUGCUUACCGGGACUUCGUCAAGCGCCUGAACCUGUCUGCCCUCGCCGGGAGAGUUAAUGACGGCAGCGUGAUGCCACUGGCUGCGUGUACGCGGGUUGAGCGCCUCACCCUUACGGGCUGUGCCAACCUGACGGACUUGGGAGUCAUCGCCCUGGUAUCGAGCAGCAGUCGUCUGUAUUCGCUCGAUGUUUCGAUGGGCCCCUCGUCGACGACCGCGGACGUCGCUUUCAAUGACCAGAUCAGUGAAACCUCUAUCUAUGCCAUCGCCAAGCACUGCCCACGUCUGCAAGGCCUGAACGUGUCGGGCUGCCGCAGAAUCUCGAAUGAGAGUCUCAUUCAGCUUGCUCGCAACUGUCGACAGAUCAAGCGGCUCAAAUUCAACAACUGUACUCAGAUUACCGACGAGGCAGUCCUCGCCUUUGCCGAAAAUUGUCCCAAUAUUCUCGAGCUCGAUCUUCACCAGUGUCGAGAGAUCGGCAACGAACCGGUCAGCAGGGUUCUUACCAAGGGAAAGUCGCUCCGGGAGCUCCAUCUCGCCAACUGCGACUUGGUCGAUGACUCCGCCUUCCUCUCGCUACCUCCCAACAGGACUUAUGAGAAUCUGCGCAUUCUCAACCUCGGCUCUUGCACAAGGCUUACAGACCGCGCCGUGGAGAAGAUCGUUGAGGUGGCGCCGCGACUGCGGAAUCUCGUGCUGCAGAAGUGCCGCAACAUCACGGACGUAGCCGUCUACGCCAUCUCGAAGCUCGGGAAAAACUUACACUAUCUCCACCUCGGCCACUGUGGACACAUCACGGAUGAUGCCGUCAAACGUCUCGUGAAUUCGUGCAACCGAAUUCGCUACAUUGAUCUCGGCUGCUGCACGCUCUUGACGGACGACUCGGUUACGAAACUGGCUGCUCUGCCCAAGCUCAAGAGAAUCGGGCUUGUAAAAUGUUCUAACAUCACCGACGCCAGUGUCCUGGCCCUGGCGAACGCGAACCGCCGGCCGCGAAUGCGCAGGGAUGCGUCUGGCAACAUCAUCGGGAGCGACUAUAGCACCAGCCAGAGCUGCCUUGAGAGGGUGCACCUCAGUUACUGUACCAACCUGACUCAGGAUAGCAUUAUCAAGCUUCUGAACUCGUGCCCUCGGCUGACACACCUCAGCUUGACUGGAGUACAGGCGUUCCUGAGAGAGGAUCUAGAGGGUUUCUCCCGAGAUGCUCCACCCGAAUUCACCGAACACCAGAGGGCGGUAUUCUGCGUGUUCUCCGGCCAGGGAGUUGUUGGCUUGCGGAAGCAUCUCAACAGGAUCAGACAAGCGCCACUCUCCAUACGGGCUGCUCCGCCCGUAGACGGCGCCAUCUUUCCUGACACGGCUCCGCCACCGGCAGGCUUGCCCAAUCUCUUGCAGGUCGGCGACGGUGGUUUCGAUGACGGAGAGGUGGAUGCGAUAGACGACGAUGACGGUCUUGAAGAUGCAUCCGAGAUGGUCCUCGACACGCACCCAUUACUAAACAACCAGCAGAACACUGUGCUGGACUUCAACGCGGCCUUGGGGACUAUCCCUCUACCACCCCCAGCCGCGCAGACACCGCAGCCUGAAGGGACGGAGACUCCAUUUGAGCCUUUUCAUUAUGUAGCCGGCCACCCUCCUUAUAUUCCUGUGCCUGUUACUACUCCGGGCGAGCCUGCAACGCUGGAUACCCCCAUCGCUGCUGCGCAUCAGGAGAGUUCUAGAGGCCAGGAAGAGGGCAAUGGUGAUGUGGCCGACAACGACGGGACCGCCGAUACUGCUAGCUCACCCGCUCUGCAUCCGCAGUCCGCCGUCGCACCAGGGCCAACAACGGCUAAUGUGAUUGCGGCCGAGCCCAACCACUCGACGCCUAUCCACCACGCUCAUAUGGAUAUCUCGACACCGGGGGCUGUCAUACUGGAGCAGCAGCGACUUGCUGCUAACGAACACCAAGCCAGCCACUCUGGAGGUCCUGCAGCUGCUUAGUAUGGAGCUUAUGGGAGGGAGAAUGGCUGGGCUACCAUGACGGUGUUAGGGGCAUGAGGAAACAACGAUACCCCGGGAUAGGACAAGGUCACGCCCGUCUCCGCGAUUGUGCGUAUUUCUUGCAUGGAUUAGGUAGUUUAUACCAAAUGGGUUGUAGACGUGGUCACUUGGUGUUGUGGUUCUUGUCAGCCAGGCUUUUGCUUGGUCUGGUCCUCGGUCGUCUAGUCCGGUC